UUUUCCAAUCCAAGUUUUUUUCCUUUUCCAUCUGGUUACUUAAUUUCUCUGGGUAAAAAGUUGGAAGUGAAAUUUGGUUUUUCCCAUCUAGAUUUCUUCCAUUUUGUUUCCUUUCUUAAGAAUAGAAAUGGAGGGUUCUUCUAGGAACCGAGAAUUGUAUUCUCAAAGAGAGUGGCUUGCAAGAAGAGAUAAAGCCAGAUUUGGAGUUUCAGAGGAAAAAAAGUUGGAGUUAAGGCUGGGACCGCCGGGAGAAGAUUGGUUUGACAAAGAGAAAAGAGAAAAGGACGGCAGAGAAAGAGAUGAAUCUCUUCUGUCUCUUGGGUGCUUCUCUUCUCUGGCUUCUAAGUCCAAUAACAACCAUAACAACAAUAUUUCUGCUGGGGCAAAGAGAGGGUUCUUAGAUACGGUUGAAGCCAAAGCAGGAGACCAGACAUGGUUGAUGACCCACAACACAAACCAGAACCAGAAGCUUACAUUUUCAGAAAAAACAGGUGGGACUGUUAUCUCUUCUCCAUGGUGUUCUUCAACGUCUCCUUCUCCUUCACCUUUCCAAGUGAAGACCCAUCAGCAGCAACAACAGCCAAAGCCUCAGUUUCUUCAGUUCCCGUCGAUUCCCCAGAGCUUACCUGUUAUGCCAAAGGAACCCCCAAAGGCAUGUAAUGACACAAAACUAGCUGCCGAGUUACAGAACCAUGAAAAGAAGGCAUGUUCUCCAGCUUCUGGUUCCGUUCCUGCAAAUACAUCUACUCUCAACAGCUCCAACAAAAGAACUUCUCCUGCUCCAGUAGUGGGUUGGCCUCCAGUUCGUUCAUUCAGGAAGAAUCUUGCAAGCGGCAGUUCAUCCAAGCCGGCACCGGAGAUACGUGACUCACCUCCAGCUGAGGUGAAUGUCGAGAAAACUGAAGUUUGUCGGAAGGGUCUGUUCGUGAAGAUUAACAUGGAUGGAGUCCCUAUUGGAAGGAAAGUGGAUCUCAUAGCCUAUGGCAGCUAUGAAAAACUCUCGUCUGCAGUUGAUGAACUCUUCAGAGGCCUUCUUGCAGCUCAAGGAGAUUCUUCUGCUGCUGGAGAUCAGAACAACAACGCAGAUCACAAGCCAAUUACGGGUUUAUUGGAUGGAAAAGGAGAAUUUACUCUCGUUUAUGAGGAUAAUGAGGGAGAUAGGAUGCUUGUGGGGGAUGUCCCAUGGCAUAUGUUUGUGUCAACAGUGAAGAGGCUUCGUGUGUUGAAGAGCUCUGAGCUUCCCACAUUACAGCUUGGUAGCAGUAAGCCAGGAAAGACUACUAGACUCGACAGUGGAGUGAAAGGAGGAAGUUGAUGAGAGAGAAAUUGUCAUUAGAGAUUCUCUCCAGUACAUGGCAAAGUAUCUAAUUUGGUUUUGUAAUUUAAGAUUUAGCUAUAGCAGUUUUACACCAUUUUCUCCCACUUUUUUGGUGACCUUUUUCUGCCCUUGUAAAAAGAAGACCUGGGUUAUGGGU
Messenger RNA from Telopea speciosissima, 1475 nucleotides. RefSeq names its product auxin-responsive protein IAA18-like. The record is from RefSeq and is a predicted model, not a curated record. Bases 128 to 1315 code for a protein of 395 amino acids. Gene Ontology annotation, molecular function: protein binding. Gene Ontology annotation, biological process: regulation of DNA-templated transcription. NCBI's taxonomy places the organism in Eukaryota, Viridiplantae, Streptophyta, Magnoliopsida, Proteales, Proteaceae. Gene Ontology annotation, cellular component: nucleus. The transcript is spliced from 5 exons.